Molecule: messenger RNA, 708 nt
Organism: Egretta garzetta (little egret)
Lineage: Eukaryota; Metazoa; Chordata; Aves; Pelecaniformes; Ardeidae
Product: glutathione S-transferase Mu 1
Exons: 8
Coding region: 1-699 (232 amino acids)
Biological process (GO): glutathione metabolic process
Molecular function (GO): glutathione transferase activity
Source: RefSeq, a predicted model, not a curated record
AUGCCCCCCAGGAUAAGGGGGACGCCCCGUGAAGACUGUGGGGUGAAAGGGGGACCCCAUGCCCCCCCCAGGCUUGCCCAUGCCAUCCGCCUGCUGCUGGAGUACACGGAGACGCCCUACGAGGACAAGCUCUACAGCUGCGGGGAAGCUCCCGACUACGACAAGAGCCAAUGGAUCAAUGAGAAGGAGAAGCUGGGGCUGGACUUCCCCAACCUCCCUUACUUCAUUGAUGGCACCACCAAGCUGACGCAGAGCAAUGCCAUCAUGCGCUACAUUGCCCGCAAGCACAAGAUGUGUGGUGAGACGGAGGAGGAGAUCCUCCGUGUGGACAUGCUGGAGAACCAGAUCAUGGAUUUCCGCAUGAGCCUGGUGAUGGUCUGCUACAACCCCGACUUCGAGAAGCUCAAGCCGGGCUACCUGGAGCAGCUCCCGGGGAAGCUGAAGCUCUUCUCCAACUUCUUGGGGGACAGAAAGUGGUUUGCAGGGGAGAAGCUCACCUUCGUGGACUUCCUCAUGUUUGACGUGCUGGAGCAGAACCGCAUCUUCGAGCCCAAGUGCCUGGAGCCCUUCAAGAACCUCAAGGACUUCAUGGAUCGCUUUGGGGCCCUGGAGAAGGUGGCUGCCUACAUGAAGUCCAGCCGCUUCUUGAAGAUGCCCAUCAACAACAAAAUGGCCAAGUGGGGCAACAAGAAGGAGUAGGGGCCUGGC